AUGUCAUGCGACAUCCGCCCAACCAUAACAUCAACAGCAACCCUCUAUAUAAACCCCUACCAGCAACCACCACGCUGUCCCUGCCGCCCCUCCUCCUCCUCCUCGUACCACCGCUCCUCCUCCUCAACACCAUCCAACGCCCGCCCCUGUCCCUCCCAUGCCUGCUGCAGCCUCAACCUCAUCCUCUACCGCUGCCCAGCCUACUGCCGCCAACCGAUAGACUACCACCAAUACACCGAGUGCACCAUGCAAAAUCACUACCCGGUGCACACCUCCCGCACCGCCUACUCGUAUUCAUAUUCCUACACAAACGACCACACAUACCCCUAUUCAUCGCACUAUCCCUCCACCUCGCCUCCUCGCUGGCGCACAAUCCGCAUCUUUGACCGGAACCCCGACUUCCACGCCCUCGAAUCCGCCGACUUCCGCUUCGCGAUUUCGGAAUUGGUCGACAUAGGCGGGAUCCUCCUCCACGCAGACUCUGAAUUCGAAAAAGCGCGGCUGAGACGAGACCACGAACGUCGUCGUCAUGAUACCUCGCACGGAAGGUCCUGUGAGCGCCAGCGGGAGUGUGCCUGGACGCAACGCAUUGCAGAGAUGGCGCUCGAGGCGGACGAUAUUGAGUUCAGCUCCGAGGUGCUGGCGGAUUGCUGGGUCAAGUACGUCGGGUUGUUGAGGAAGUAUGAGGGGCUGGGGCAGAGGCGCGUAAGCGGUCUCAUCGAGGAUCGCGGGCGGGGGCGGCGGAAGGCGACGGGUGAGUCGCGAGGUGUCGAGGUUGAGGUUGAGGUUCCUAGGGCUGAUAAGGGGAAGCCGUUUCGGUAUGUUUCGCGUGAGACUUGGGUUCGGGAGAAGCGGGUUCCUGAGGAGAGGAAGCGGGAUCGGGAGUGCUGUCGGGAGUACAAGACGUAUAGACCGGAGGCAAAUACGAGACGACGGAGUUCGGUGAGGUUUGCGGAUGAGGUU
This is a messenger RNA of Colletotrichum godetiae, 963 nucleotides long. RefSeq lists its product as uncharacterized. The annotation marks the transcript as partial. The transcript has a single exon. NCBI's taxonomy places the organism in Eukaryota, Fungi, Ascomycota, Sordariomycetes, Glomerellales, Glomerellaceae. The record is from RefSeq and is a predicted model, not a curated record.